GGAACUUUGUGCCAUAACCUCACAUUUUCUUGAUGAGAGUUUUCUUGCACAAUCCCUCCUGUGUUUUCCGCGAGAGAGAAAAACAAUGCAAUCCUUGCUAAUUAGAUCCUCAUCUAGUCUAUUUACUCGAAAUUUGCUCUUUUGCUCGCGAUCAGUGAUCCGAAGUGGACAAAUCUCGAGGAAUUUCUUCGCACAAAAUGCUUCGAAGCAACUUACCUGCCAGAAAACAUCCCUGGCAGGUAGAAUUCCACAACUCCUGGCCAUAAGACGAAUGGGAACGUUGCCGGAGAAAUCUCGAAAGAGUGUUGGGUACUGGCUCCUUGGAUGCAGCGGAAUGGUUUUUGUGGCUGUGAUUUUAGGCGGUGUCACGAGACUCACGGAAUCUGGCCUUUCGAUGGUAUCGUGGAAGCUUCUGGGAGAGAAGAGGCCCAGCAAUGAGGAGGAGUGGGUGGCUGAAUUUGAAAAGUAUCAGCAAUUUCCGGAAUUUAAAAUAAAGAAUCCCAAUAUGACUUUGGCAGAAUUCAAAUUCAUCUGGUACAUGGAGUACAUUCAUAGAACAUGGGGGAGAGCCAUUGGUGGCUUUUAUGCUCUUCCUGCAAUUUAUUUCUGGACUCGAGGAUACUUCAGCAAGUCCAUGAAGAUUCGCGUGCUGGCUUUUGGGGCACUUAUUGGUAUUCAGGGGCUCAUGGGGUGGUAUAUGGUGAAAUCGGGGCUUGAGGAUCGUUUUCACGGCGAAUCAGACGUCCCGCGUGUCUCACAAUAUCGCCUUGCAACACAUCUCUCCUUUGCCUUCAUCCUCUACACACUCUUCCUCUGGUCAGCGCUGGAUCACCUCGUGCCGGCACAGAAAUUGGCAGGAACAGUCACAAAAGCCGCCAUCAGAUUCCGCUGGUUGGCUCACACAACAAAGGGAAUGGUGUUCCUUACAGCUCUCUCGGGGGCUUUUGUAGCCGGCCUGGAUGCUGGACUUGUGUACAAUUCAUUCCCAAAAAUGGCAGAUCGAUGGAUCCCAUCGGAUAUUCUCGCAUUCUCACCAACUCUGCGGAAUUUCACGGAAAAUCCCACAACGGUGCAAUUUGAUCAUCGCAUCCUGGGCAUCACGACGCUCUCCCUCAUCUCAGGCCUCUACCUCAUCUCCCGGAAGCGCACCCUGCCGCCCAGAGCUCAUACAGCCGUUGCUGCUGUUGCCAUGAUGGGAUGGCUGCAGGUUCUCCUCGGCAUCACCACACUCAUCACGCACGUUCCAGUCGCCCUUGCUGCCAGUCAUCAAUCCGGCUCCCUCAUCCUCCUUUCUCUGGCCGUAUGGCUCACGCAUGAAUUGAAAUUUGUUAAAAAACUUCCAAAGUAAAAGAAUAAAUUGCAUUUUUUUUCCUAAAA
Molecule: messenger RNA, 1377 nt
Organism: Lutzomyia longipalpis
Lineage: Eukaryota; Metazoa; Arthropoda; Insecta; Diptera; Psychodidae
Product: cytochrome c oxidase assembly protein COX15 homolog
Exons: 4
Coding region: 86-1348 (420 amino acids)
Biological process (GO): heme A biosynthetic process
Cellular component (GO): mitochondrial inner membrane
Molecular function (GO): oxidoreductase activity, acting on NAD(P)H, heme protein as acceptor
Source: RefSeq, a predicted model, not a curated record